GAUUCUAGGACAUACCCAGUUAGGAACCAAUAAGAGGCAGGCAGGCACAACUGGUUUGCCAGGUUCUCUAACCUUCUGCUGAGCAGAAAACCACUUGUUUGUGGAAAAUGUCUAAAAUGAAAAACCCCCAGACUUUUGAGGAGCAAACAGAAUGUGUCAUGAAUGCUCUACUCAUGGACUUUUUGACCCCAACAUUACAGGUUGCUAGCCGGAAUCUACAGGAUUCAGACGAACCAUACUCAGGAGAGGCUUGCUCUUUUGAUGUGUCUAUUAUUGCUGGCCGCCUUCGAAUGCUGGGUGACCAGUUCAAUGGAGAAUUGGAAGCUUCUGCCAGUAAUGUCAUUGCAGAAACCAUUCAAGGACAGGCAGGAACUGUACUCAAGGACAUAGUCCAGUCUCUCAGCAUGGCCUGGUGUACUCAAGACCCCACCCUAGCUUUUGAGAGAGCCUUUCUGGCAGUGUCAGUGAAACUUCUUGAAUGUGUGGUCCGUAAGGCUCCUGAAAUGGCAAGACAGGUGGCUCGCCGCAUGACGGGCAUGAUCAAUGGGAACAUGGCCAUCCGAGAAUUUAUCCAGGACCAGGGAGGAUGGGAGAACUUGGAGAGCUGA
Messenger RNA from Cricetulus griseus (Chinese hamster), 608 nucleotides. The record is from RefSeq and is a predicted model, not a curated record. NCBI's taxonomy places the organism in Eukaryota, Metazoa, Chordata, Mammalia, Rodentia, Cricetidae.